Sinocyclocheilus grahami is the source of this 1318-nucleotide messenger RNA. Its product is annotated as complement C1q tumor necrosis factor-related protein 1-like. Gene Ontology annotation, molecular function: protein binding. The transcript has 2 exons. The record is from RefSeq and is a predicted model, not a curated record. NCBI's taxonomy places the organism in Eukaryota, Metazoa, Chordata, Actinopteri, Cypriniformes, Cyprinidae. The coding region runs from base 1 to 552 and encodes 183 amino acids.
AUGGGUGACAAAGGUGACCGUGGAGAAAGGGGAACUCCUGGGAAGCCUGGGAUUGAGGGUUCCCCGGGACCAUGGGGGACUGAAGGCCUCAAAGGAGAUAAGGGACAGGCUGGAGCUCCGGGUGACGCCUGCAAAUCCCAGCAUUCUGCUUUCUCAGUGGGCCGACGGAAGUCCCUUCACAGCAUUGACAACUACCAGGCCCUGAUCUUCGACACCAUCUUCGUGAACUCCCCCGAACACUUCAACAUGUUUGCUGGGAAGUACCGCUGCCAAAUCCCGGGAGUCUACUUCUUCAAUGUGAACAUCCACACGUGGAACUUCAAGGAGACGUACCUGCACAUCAUGCAGAACAGCAGCGAGAAGGCCAUCGUCUACGCUCAGCCCAGCGACCGCUCCAUCAUGCAGAGCCAGAGCGUCAUGCUGCCUCUGCAGGAGGGCGACGAGGUCUGGGUCCGUCUCUACAAACGUGAGCGCGAGAACGCCAUCUAUAGCGACGAUGUGGACAUUUACAUCACCUUUAACGGAUACCUCAUCAAACCAGAAACGGAGUGAGACCAGAAACUGCGGUGGGAAGGAGUGAACGGGAUGUUUAUGAAGUUUGAAAAUGUGCCAAAAUGUUUGAUCAGUGGAGCAGCUUUUACAAAAAUGAAAAGCAUCCAAACAUUUCAUAUUAGAUUUCUGCAGUCCAAACUAAAUUCCUAAUGCAGAGAAAUCUGCUUUUUCUACUUCAGUGUGGGGUCUUAUAUGAAGAGAACCGGGAAAGUUGUGGUCACAUUAGCACAAUUUCAUUACUUCACAUUAGGACCUACUACUUACAAUGCAAGUUAAUAUAGAAGAAUAAAACAUCAUCAGCAUGCGCCCAUGGUAAACAAAUAGAGCAAGAUGUAUGGCAUGAUGUAUGAGCUUCGUCAGUUGUGGUUUCCAACGGUAUUCCUUCUUUUCACCUCCAUUGUUUUAAGCUUUAGCGCCAUGUCAUGUUGAUCGGUACGUCAUUUCAUGUUGAAUUUUUAUUGGCUAGUCAGUAGACAUAGGUCAUAGCCUGGGGUGACCAUAUGUUCUCUUUUUCCCGGACAUGUCCUCUUUUCAAACAUAAAAAAAUGCACCCGGCCGGGAUUUCUAAAUCACCCAAAAUGUCCGGGAUUUGGCUUUUGCUUUCUAGUCGCCAUUCAUUGUAUGCAUUUUUGAUUUAGAGCCCUGCGAGGAACUGUUUUCUUAAUCCUGCUCCUGCUGAAUUUCUGACCAUUAUCGCCACCUCCCGUGAUUUUUGUGUCCAUUGCUCCUGCAAACAUUCUAAUAUUGCAUAUAAUUUUCACGCAUC